AUGGUGUUCAUCCUGUACAAAAAGGACACAAGUCCUCCUUGCAGAUCAGUUCAGAUGGUACUUCACGAGCUCGGAAUUUAUGACGUGGAACUCAUUGAAGUGAAUCUGCCAGAAAGGGACCAUCUGAAAGAAGAAUUUCUGAGGAUGAAUCCGCAACACACUGUUCCCACGUUAAUAGACGGAGAUUUCAUAAUAUGGGACAGCCACGCCAUAGUCACAUAUUUGGUGAACAGAUAUGCUAAAAAUGACACAUUAUAUCCUAAAGAGCCUAAACAAAGAGCCAUUGUUGAUCAGAGGUUACAUUUUGAUACCGGAGUGCUCUUCGCCAUAUUACGAGCCACUGCUGAACCGGUAUUAUACAACAAUGAAAAGAGCUUUAAACAAGAAAAUCUAGAGAAAAUGGAGGCAGCCUACGAAUUCGUUGAAAAAUUCCUGACUUCCGAUUGGCUAGCCGGAGACCAAGUUACAUUAGCCGAUAUCUGCUGUGUAUCUACAAUCAGUUCCAUGAACGUAAUUGUCCCUAUUGACAAAAAGAAGUACCCAAAAAUAAUUUCAUGGCUACAGCGCUGUUCCGAACAAGAAUUUUACAAGAAAGCCAACGAACCAGGCUUGAAGAAAUUCAUAGAAAUGUUCAAAAAUAAAAUCGGCAACUAAGUAUAUUACAAAUGCAAGUUCAAUUUUGUAGUAUUAUACUCAAAUAUAAUUUUUAAUCAAAUCCGAA
Messenger RNA from Bombyx mori (domestic silkworm), 721 nucleotides. RefSeq names its product glutathione S-transferase epsilon 4 (gene GSTe4). Gene Ontology annotation, molecular function: glutathione transferase activity. The record is from RefSeq and is marked provisional. Gene Ontology annotation, biological process: glutathione metabolic process. Lineage: Eukaryota; Metazoa; Arthropoda; Insecta; Lepidoptera; Bombycidae.